Molecule: messenger RNA, 2956 nt
Organism: Poeciliopsis prolifica (blackstripe livebearer)
Lineage: Eukaryota; Metazoa; Chordata; Actinopteri; Cyprinodontiformes; Poeciliidae
Gene: upf3a
Product: UPF3A regulator of nonsense mediated mRNA decay
Exons: 10
Coding region: 46-1452 (468 amino acids)
Biological process (GO): positive regulation of translation; nuclear-transcribed mRNA catabolic process, nonsense-mediated decay
Cellular component (GO): cytoplasm; nucleolus
Molecular function (GO): telomeric repeat DNA binding
Source: RefSeq, a predicted model, not a curated record
ACAGCAACGCUCAACACCGAGCGAAUUUGAGGGAGAUGGGAAGAAAUGAGGUCUGAUAAGGACCAAAUGACCGCGGGUAAGGAGAGAAGCAUCUUCGAGAUACAAUUGAAAGACGUCCCAAGAGAGCAAGAAAACAUUCCCGCCAACGCCAAGCCGAAAGAAGAGAAGAAGGAGGUUUUCACCAAGGUGGUUAUUCGAAGACUCCCUCCUAACCUGUCAAAGGAACAACUGGAAGAGCAUCUCAGUCCUCUUCCAUCUUAUGACUACUUUGAGUUUUUCCCAGCAGAUCAAAGUCUCUAUCCCCACCUCUUCUCCAGAGCUUAUAUCAACUUUAAAAGCACAGAAGACAUCCUGCUGUUCAGGGAUCGAUUUGAUGGCUAUGUCUUUAUUGACAACAAGGGUCAGGAAUAUCCUGCUGUGGUAGAGUUUGCGCCUUUCCAGAAGAUUUCCAAAAAGAAGCUGAAGAAGAAAGAUGCCAAAGCCGGAAGUAUUGAAGAAGAUCCAGAAUACAAGCGCUUUUUGGAAAACUACUCCUGUGAUGAGGAGAAGUCCAUGGCUAAUCCUGAGACACUUCUUGGGGAGAUAGAAGCUAAGACCAAAGAGCUCAUUGCCAAACGGACAACGCCUCUCCUGGAGUACAUCAAAAACAAGAAAAUCGAAAAACAGAGAAUAAGAGAGGAGAAGAGAGAAGAGAGAAGAAGAAGGGAGCUUGAAAAGAAAAGGCAACGGGAGGAGGAGAAACGAAAGCGCCGAGAGGAGGAGAGACGCAAGCGAAAAGAGGCAGAGAAGCAGAAGAAGCUGUCCGAUAAAGACAUCAAAAUUAAGCUCCUAAAGAAGAGUGACAGAGACGAUGACGUUGAUUCUGACCGGAUGAAGGAAAAAAGUGAGCCUUGUGAUGCAGGCGUGGGCAAGUGGGAGAAAACUGGAGGACAAAUGAAGUCAAAAGAACCAAAAGAAAACAGAGGUCAGGCUGAGAGCGACAAAGAGCAGAGAGAUCAGCACGGCCGCAGGCAGAGAGAAAAGGACCACCGCGGCAAGGACGAGGAAAGAAAAAGGCAACGACACCACUACGAAUUCGACAAGUUCAUGCGGCGGAAAGACGAGACCAAAUGGGGGAAGGGCUACUGCCAGGACCGAGCCAAGAAAGAGGGCCAUCAUCAUGGCUAUUCUUACUGUCCUGACGGGGCAGAUAAAAUGGGAAAGGAGGACAGGGAGGACCUGAGCAACAGAAAGGAACGCCUCCGAAACAAGGUGAGCGAGAAGGACCGUCCUGCCAUGCAGCUCUAUCAGCCGGGCGCACGCAACAGGAAGCGCAUGAGUUCAGCUAAUAAAGGCUACGACUGCCUCGCCAUGGGCCAUUCCCCCGAAUGCAGGACGGAGCAUUGUUAUGAGGUCGUUGCCAUGACAGCGGGACUGGAAAGGGGGUUUGAGAAAAGCAAAGACGAGCAGUGAAUACUCUGGGACUCAAGAGGAAAGUAGUGGGGCAUAAAAAUCAGUUUUAAGGGGAAGCUGCUGUCAUUGGUUGACUGAUUUCUUUCUUCCUGUUUGUAGGUUGGUAAUGAAAUUGUAUCUGUGGAACUUUCUUCCUGCUAUCUGACUUUCAGGCCUGUCAACUUUUAAGGUCCCCUACUCUUGCUCUUUGUGGUAAAGAGGUGUUUCAGUUCAGACAUCCAGGAAAAAUUUACUUUCAAGAAUAUCACCUUGCCUUCUGCAUGAGAACUUCUUUCCAAUAUUUAGCAUAUUUUGUCAUUUGUGUUGUUUUUAGUUGUCUUACGUAUAUAAAGAUAUAUAUAAAGAAAACUGACAGCAGAUCUUUAAAAAGUAGGGUAAGAAAUGUCCUUUACUAUAUUUACAGGCAACCAGCAGACUAAAAAUUGAUUAUAAAAUCAAAUUUCAAUGACACGAUUUUUUUUGUGUCUGUAAUGCGUUGUACAUAAUCAACUACAGUGCCACAAGAAAGUAUCCUUUUAUGCUUUUCCAUAUUUUAUUGCAUUAAAACUGAUUUGGGUGUAGCUUUCUUCAUAUAGCUUACUAUAUUUAGUUUGCUUAUAGUACAGUGUUCUAUAAAAAUGUUAAAACGACAAUUUUAUAAGUAAGAAAAGAAAACAAACAAAUAUAGUAGGUACAUAAGUAUUCACAACAUCAGAUCACAACUGAUGAGCAGCAGUAACAUUUGAUGAAUUUUGUGGUUGAACGUGAUUGCCACUAGAACACAUUUGUUCAUACGAGGUCCGGCAGUGUACAGAGCAAAAACCAAGGAGUUUUCUGUAAGACCCCCCCAAAACUGGAACUAUUAAAUCACAAAAACUAGCAUGCAUCACCACUGUCAUCUUUUGGUAAUGCAUCAACAGAAGCCUUAUCCAGGACGUUGCAACUCAUUACCCUGAACCUCAGAGGAGGGUAAAAAAAAAAUCUUCCAGCAAACACAAUGACACAAAGCACACAGUCAAAAUACCAAGGAAGGAGCAUCAGGGGCAAACUGUGAAUGUUCUCGAGUGACUCAGACAGAACCCAGACUUGAAUCCAGCUGAAUAUUUCUUGAAAUACCUGAAAAUGACUGAAUAUAUACAUUAAAAACAGGGUGGAAAUACCCCCAAAGCAGUGGCGCCGUGCUUAUGAACUUACUAUAUUCAAAUGUAUUUUUUUAUAAAUAUGAGAAAUGUCUGAAAAAAAUUUUAUUACUGUUUUGCAAUGGAUUAUAUUGAGCAGGUCAAAAAGAACUAAGCUCAUAUUGUUCAUAUUUGUUUUAACAUGAAGCUAUAAUCAAAUGUGGAACAGGCAAGCUGUUGUGAAUAUUUUCUUGUGGCACUGUAACAGAUGAAAGUAACAAGUUACGAAUAAAUAUGAACAACAUUUAAAACAUUUUGGAUUGAUUAGUAACAUGAUGUUUAAAAUAUAUCUUAUUAUUUUACUGCUGUCAACAAAAUAAACUGUCAAUAAAUCAAUUUUAAAAGCC